Messenger RNA from Pygocentrus nattereri (red-bellied piranha), 2958 nucleotides. RefSeq names its product DMRT-like family A2 (gene dmrta2). Gene Ontology annotation, cellular component: nucleus. The record is from RefSeq and is a predicted model, not a curated record. Gene Ontology annotation, molecular function: RNA polymerase II cis-regulatory region sequence-specific DNA binding; DNA-binding transcription factor activity, RNA polymerase II-specific; protein binding. Bases 408 to 1772 code for a protein of 454 amino acids. NCBI's taxonomy places the organism in Eukaryota, Metazoa, Chordata, Actinopteri, Characiformes, Serrasalmidae. Gene Ontology annotation, biological process: germ cell development; regulation of transcription by RNA polymerase II; sex differentiation. The transcript has 2 exons.
CGCUGAGGCCAAAGCUGCACUGCUCUUACCUGCAGCUCGAGACGCAUGCAAACUUUUUUCCUCCUCUUUCUGUGUCUCGUUAAGUGGAAUUUGUCGCCCGUGCAGCUUGUUUUUACUCGUUUUUGGGCAGUUCCUCCUGCUUACACCUCCAGGCGUUUAGAGAAAAGCGGUCGAUUAGGCAAGCGAUGGACUGAAACGCAACAAGUUGAAGAUUACAGAAGCGGACUUGCUUUGAAUAAGUGGCGAGUGACUUUAACGGAAGAGCAGACCUUCACCCGCUCUGACUGGAUGCUCGUGCAGUUUGUCCCCAUCGCUGCUGCUGCUGACCUUCUCCAGUGGAAGCCCCUGGCCUGCGCUCUGUGAACCCACACUGUCGGCUCAUUUCUCCUCCUCGGCCGCUGACCGUCAUGGAUCUUCGCCCGGAGAUCCCCUCAGCCCAGGCGGGCUCGCAGGUCCACCCUUCAGCCGCCGCUGCUGCCGCCGCCGCAGCCUCCGCCGCCGCCGCCGCUGCCUCGUCCAUCCCCGUGUCCAUGGCAGGAGGGCUCCUGCGCGGGCCGCCGUUGCUGCUGCGCGCCGCCGAGAAGUACCCGCGCACGCCCAAGUGCGCGCGCUGCCGCAACCAUGGUGUAGUGUCUGCGCUCAAGGGCCAUAAGCGCUACUGCCGCUGGAAGGACUGCAUGUGCGCUAAGUGCACGCUCAUCGCCGAACGCCAGCGCGUCAUGGCCGCGCAGGUGGCGCUGAGGCGGCAGCAGGCCCAGGAGGAGAACGAGGCGCGCGAGCUGCAGCUGCUCUACGGCACGGCAGAGGGACUCGCGAUAGCCGCCGCCAACGGUAUCAUCCCGCCGCGCCAGAGCUACGACGUGUUCGCGCCGGUGAGCAACGAGACGAGUACAGAUUCGAACAUGCAGAAGUUCGAACUUUUCCCGAAGACCACUCAGACGUCCGCCGCUAAAUCCGCGCCCACGCCCCCUGACUCCGACCCUCUACCCGGCAUGUCGUCCCCAGACGCGCGCCACGGCUCCGGUUCGGAGAACGGCGACGGCGAGUCGUUCGUCAGCUCUCCUGCCCCGAAGGCAGCAAAAGACGGCGAGGACACGCCCCCCUCGGUCAGCCCACUGGGCUCAGGCUCGGAUUCGGGCGCCUCGGACACAGAUAAGGACGAGCCGGAUCCCUCUCCGGAGCCCUCGACCGCCUCGUCUCGCCACAUGAACGCCAUCGACAUCCUGACGCGCGUCUUCCCUACGCACAAGCGCAGCGUGCUCGAGCUCGUGCUACAGGGCUGCGGGAAAGACGUGGUACAGGCCAUCGAGCAGAUUCUCAACAACGGCGGCCACCACGCCAAGGCCACUGAGGAGCCGUGGGCGCAGGAGAGAGCUCUGCCCGGCACGCAGGCGCCCCUCUCCUCCUCCUCCUCCUCCGCUGCGGGCCCUAGGCCGCUGCUGGCCGGAGCAAUGCCACUCAGCAACCGCUCCGCCUUCUCCCCGCUGCAGCCCAACGGCGCGGCGCACUUCGGGCCCGACGGCGGCGCUUACCCGCUCGGUGCCCCGCUGGGCCUCAGCCCGCUGCGCCUCGCCUACUCAGCCCACAGCAGAGGCCUGGCCUUCAUGAGCCCCUACUCUAGCACGGGCCUCAUGCCCACUCUGGGCUUCAGGCCGCCCAUGGACUACGCGUUCACUGACCUGAUCCGAGACAGGACUCUCUUACACAAGGACCAGAGCUACACGAACGGACUUUAUGGGCCUCUGGUCAACAACACCCCGGAGAAACAGUGAGGGGGUUUCGAGGCUAGAGCAGUCCUAUAGGCCGGAGAACUGAUCUGUAGACUGUAGACCUGGUCUGUAGGCUGUAGAACAGGCAAAUGGUCUACGGAACCGAUCUGUAGGCUACAGAACGGGUCUAUAGAGCAGGCAUGUAGUCUGUAAAACAUGUCCGAAAGCUACACUAUCUUAAAUUCAUUGAUUCAAAUGUGUUUACAUAUCAAUAAAAUAUAAGACGUUCCAAAAAGCUGGAAUAAUGAAGUCUACAGCCCUAUAGGCCUCAAACAGACCCAGUUAUUUGCCACAGACCACAUCUACCAGCUACAAAACAGAUCUAUAGUCUCACUUUUCUCAGACCAGUAGUCUACAGUGCGUGUCUAUGACCCGAAAGACAAUGAAACAGGACUCAGAAAUAAAGUCAAAGUCCAAUGCAGGCCGUUUGUUGAGAAAAGUGUUCUGCGUCUGUAAGAAGACUUAGGCGCCUCCUGUUCUCCCUCAUCAAGUCUUCUGUACAUAAUAUCAAGUCUUCUGUGCAUAAUAUCACUCACCACAAAAAAGACUGAAACAGACAGAGACUGACACACGUCUAGUGCUCCAGAUGAAAUGGUUACCAGUUAAAGUUAUGAUUUACACAGAGCUCCACUUGCAGAGGAGACGGAGCUGCGCUUAAAGAGUAACCAGUAUUUUCAUGUAAAUUGUGUAUUUGAAUUCUUUACAUGUUGGUUACAAUCCUGUUAGAUUAUUUACGGAACGGAUUAAGUCUCCGUGUGAUCAUGGUGCAAUUAAUAGAAACAUUUUCUCCAUCCUUUAAAAAGAGACUAUACUAACAUUAUUAUUAUCGUUAUUAUUAUUAUUAUUCGAUCUUUAUUACGCCGUUCCUUUGGCAGAAACUCUGUAAAACCGUGCCAUGAUAAAGAACAAAAGGCGAGGGUGGUCUGGGGGUGGGAUGGUCUGAGGAUCUGUCUGAGGACCUGUCUGAGGACCUGGCCUCCUGUACUUCGGACUUUUCUUUGUGCUGGUGUUGUGCUCCGAUCAAAUCGAUUCUGUUACAGCCCUAAACCUAAACCUAAUCUCAAAUGGGUCACAAACUGGCAUAAAACGCUGUUCAUCUGUUCGUGGUGAAUGAAAUCUCGAUCCACUGUUACUAGCUGUACAUUUCUCUAUGUGAAUUUUGAUAGAAAUAAAUGUUAUUUUAUACUUA